This is a messenger RNA of Trichoplusia ni (cabbage looper), 2055 nucleotides long. RefSeq names its product glucose dehydrogenase [FAD, quinone]-like. Lineage: Eukaryota; Metazoa; Arthropoda; Insecta; Lepidoptera; Noctuidae. Gene Ontology annotation, molecular function: ecdysone oxidase activity; flavin adenine dinucleotide binding. The record is from RefSeq and is a predicted model, not a curated record.
UAUAUAUUUGUGUUCAUUACGCAUUACAGUUUCGACGAUGUUGGGUCAUGCUUGUCACCGACGACGGGGACAACUCCUCAAACCUUCGCCGCAGCUCUGCAAUACUUUGCAGCAGCACAAUGCCUCCUGCCGCGCGAUCCUCUUCCUGAAGCAACACCGAAAUCCGGCGAAACCUUUGACUUCAUAGUUGUCGGUGCGGGCUCAGCAGGGAGUGUUGUAGCAAACCGACUGAGUGAAGUCGCAAAAUGGAAUGUACUUGUGGUAGAAGCAGGAAGCGAUGCGCCUUUGGAAUCUGAUAUUCCCGGUUUCGAUGCACUAUUAUUCAAAUCUGAUUACGACUGGCAAUAUUUAACGGUGAAUAAUGGAGUGACAAGCCAAGGACUAGCUAACGGAUCUGUGUCCUUUAACAGAGGAAAAAUGUUUGGAGGCAGCAGCGGCAUGAACGCCAUGCUGUACGUACGGGGAAACGAUCAAGAUUAUCAAAACUGGUAUGACGCAGGCAACAAGGAAUGGAGUGUAAGCGAAGUAAAACGCUGUUUCAAAAAAUUAGAGAAUCUCCAAAAUGAAGAAAUGUUAAGCAAUACCACAAUCAGCGAAUUCUAUGGUCAUACUGGCCCACAAAUUAUCAACAAAUAUAACCAUACACUUGAUAAUUAUAUUGAAAACGUAUUGGAAGCAUGGGAUGAAAUAGGUUUACGAAAAGUUAAAGAUAUGAAUAUCGAAAAUGUAAACAUAUCUGGAAAAACCACAACGACAGCAGCCAAUGGUCUGAGACAGAGUACAGACAGGACUUAUUUAAUAUCAGCGUCGAAAAGACCUAAUCUUAAGAUUUUGAAAAAUUCAUUUGUUACAAAAAUUUUCAUUGAAAAAAAUAAAGCUGUAGGUGUAGAAAUUGAAAAAGAUGGACAGUUAUUAAAAUUCUUAACAUCUCGAGAGGUUAUAGUAAGUGCAGGAACAAUUAACACUCCUCAACUGCUCAUGUUAUCUGGCAUAGGUCCUGGAAAAGAUCUUAAGAAAAACAACAUUGCUACUAUUGUUGAUUCACCAAAGGUUGGACAAAAUCUUCAGGAUCAUUUAAUUGUUCCUAUAUUCACCUACGGCGACGUCCCCGAAGAGACAAAUACAGAUGAUGCAAUGUUUGAAAACAUGAAGUAUAUUUACAAAAGGCAAGGAUCUCUGGCACAUAGCGGAGUAUCAACAGGUGGAAUGGCAUUUUAUUCUACAGAAAAGAAUGCUACUUUUGCAAACUGCCAACUUCAUCUAACAAUAGUCCCUAAAAAUACUACAACGUUAAAAGCAGGUUACAUGUCAAGUUUCAGGUACAACGAGACAGUAGCCGAAUCUAUUGGUAAACCAAACGAAGAUCAUGGAGUAUUCUUUUUCCUCUUCAAUCUGCUACAUCCCUAUUCAAGAGGGAAUAUAACUUUAAUGAGUAAUGAUCCUAAAGACAAGCCUCUAAUACACGCAAACUAUUUUCAAGAUCCAAGAGACUUGGAAACUGCCGUAGAAGGCAUAAAAAUUGCGACGAAAAUUGAAUAUUUCAAAUCCAUUGGUGGUUUCUUAGGAAGAAUUGAUAUACCAGCAUGUAAUAGUCUUGAAUUAGAUAGCAAAGAUUACUGGAGAUGUAUAAGUAUUAAUCUAGUUACUUCAGUAUUCCAUCCUGUAGGUACUUGUUCGAUGGGAGCUAGUAAAAAGACGUCGGUAGUAGACAGCCGGUUAAGAGUACAUGGUGUUAAAAACUUGCGAGUAGUAGACGCCAGUGUGAUGCCGACCACAAUUAGUGGGAACACAAAUGCAGCUGUCAUUAUGAUUGGAGAAAGAGGAUCUGAACUUAUCAUAGAAGAUAAUAAUUAACUGUUAGCAACUUAUAAUAACGGUUUGUAAAUUCCUUAAAAUAUUGAUGAAUGUGUUUCAAUAUUAAACCAUCCGAUAUUAUGUGUAUGUUUUGUUAAAAUUGAAUUAUAAAUACAUUAUUACAGUACAAGAUCUGAGUGUGUAAUAUUCGAAUUCACCUUUUUGUAUUUUGUUCAACAACGCGACACACUAUUGAAUACA